UAUUUGCACACAUUUCUGUCGUGGUUGCUUGCUAAUUGUGUUUUGUGUUUCAAUACUGUACUAAAUUAGGAGGGAAAUAUCAAAAUUAUUCACAUUUUAAUAUUUUUAACUGCUGAGUGUUUUACAUUUAUGUGUACUAUUAAAUGUUAAUUAAGUGUAUUGUUAAGUUGUUUAAGUGUUAUUGUCUUAUUUUUCCUCUAAGUUAUUAACUAAAAUUUUUUUUAAAUAAAUCCAAGGAAUAAAAGAAUGGAAGAAAUAUGGUCUAAACAUAAGUCCAUACAAAAUGCAGCUCAUCACAUCGCUUUAGAUUGUAUUCACCCACAGUCGGCGCACGGCUCGCCAUACCACGUACACCCAUAUCCCUCUCCUGUACGCCUGCAACAUGCCUUUCAAGCUCAACAGAGCCCUCAAAUGUUUUAUCCCAAAGGGCUCAAGCCUCAUAUUGAUCCUAGAGCCUAUGCGACUCCGAGUGAAAGUCCUAUUUUGGGGAGAGCUCUCUGCCUUACACCUCGAGGCAGCCCUUUGCCUGGUCAAGUUUCUCAUCUCAAUGAAAAGUUUCAAGAUUCUCUCACAUUGAACUCUGAUACAGAUGUUCUUGUUUCCAAAAUAAGUGCAAUGUUUCCAACAGUUAGUGAAACACACAUCAAGAUUUUAUUGAAAAAGUAUUAUAAUCGUGAAGCUGUUGUAAUAAGUGCUUUACAAGUAGAAAAGCAUCCUAUCACUACCCCUGGACCACUUACAUUGUCACCUUCAACAACACGUUUACAAAAGGGAGCCCUUGGAGUAUAUUCAGCAUUGCAGUUGGCUAAAGGUGUUUCAGCAUCCAUGCAUAGUUCUAAUCAUUUAACACCUAUGACAGGAACUCCACAGGGCUCGCCAUUGUUACUUCGACCUGCAUCAGGGGCUUCAAGUUAUUAUGUUACUGUGAAAUCAAUGGAUGCCCAAACUUCCUCAGCACCAAGACAUCAGUCGCCCAAAAUGAAACUAAAGUACUUAAAAAGUGUGUUUCCUAAAGCUGAAGAAACUUUAAUACUGGAUGUUUUAGCAAAUAAAGAUAAUAAUGUGCAAAAGGCAAGCGAAGAACUGAUUUCUAUGGGAUUUACUAAAAAGGAAACGUUAAUUAAACAACAAAAAAAGAAAGAUAAGGAAACUCCACCUCUGCCUAAAAAAGUGGUAAUCGUGAAAACUUUAGAGGAAAAAAAUGAUUUGAAACAAAAACUCCAGAAGAGAUAUGACAAACUGGCUGAAAGAGUUGUAUCUAUAGCAUUAGAAAGUGUGGACUACAAUGAAGAGCGGGCUGAACAGAUAUUAGAUGCCGUUGUGCAAGAAGAGGAGGCACCUAAAUUAACAAAACCAACAGAAUUAAAGGACAUGAGAAGACCAGAUACCAUGGACGACGCCAGCGCCGUCAGCCCCGUGGAGCCAGCACGAGCACCAGCCGCCGUCGCGCGUCGGCUCAAGACUUGGACGGAGCAUUUGAAGCCUAUUUUAAAAUCGAGUAACACUGUGGAGGUCAAACAUAGGUCUCAGUACACGGUAACAACCAGUGGCCCAAAUCCUUCACUUCGCCAAGGUCCCAAAGACAAUCUGCUUUUGGAAGACUACAUGACAUGGAACGGUCCUAAUCCUGAGCUCCGCUGUGGACCGGCCGCGAAACCGGAUGGUCCAGAACCGAAAGAGAAAACAUUUUCUUUAGCUCGUGGUCCUUUAGGCCUUGCCAGAGGACCCGCAGGCUUAGCUAGAGGCUCUAUUUAUCAGAAAGUCAACAAAAAAUCGGCUAAAAUGUAA
Molecule: messenger RNA, 1788 nt
Organism: Melitaea cinxia (Glanville fritillary)
Lineage: Eukaryota; Metazoa; Arthropoda; Insecta; Lepidoptera; Nymphalidae
Exons: 10
Coding region: 247-1788 (513 amino acids)
Molecular function (GO): ubiquitin binding
Source: RefSeq, a predicted model, not a curated record